CCAGAAAAAAAAAUUUUUUUUCCUCCUUCUGGUGAAUGCAGUUCAUGCUCAACUGAGGGAAGCUGAGAGAGUUCUGCCGCAGCAGCUCGGGGAUCGGAAGAUGAAGCGGGCGGUGCCGAUCGGUUCCGGGUCGUGCUCCUCCUUCGCCGCCCUCCUCCUCCUCCUCCUCCUCCUCUCGCUGGCCCCCGCCCCCGCUCGAUCCGCCGUCUCCAGCGUGGAUCUGGGGUCGGAAUGGGUCAAGGUCGCCGUCGUCAACAUCAGGCCCGGCCAGAGCCCGAUCACCGUCGCCAUCAACGAGAUGUCGAAGCGGAAGUCGCCCGCCCUCGUGGCGUUCCAGCCCGGGGCGCGGCUGCUCGGCGAGGAGGCCGCGGGCCUGGUCGCCCGGUACCCGGACAAGGUGUUCUCCCAGGUCAGGGACCUGCUGGGGAAGCCCCUCGAUCACGCCAGGAGGGUCUUGGGCUCGAUGUACUUGCCGUUUGGCGCGGUGGAGGAUUCGAGAGGGGCGGUGAGCUUUAGGAUUGACGGCGGCGGGGAGGCGGGGACUGAUUAUUCGGUCGAGGAAUUGUUGGCUAUGAUCCUGGGUUAUGCGGCUAGAUUGGCCGAGUUCCAUUCCAAAGUGCCGGUAAAGGAUGCGGUGAUUUCGGUGCCGCCUUACUUUGGGCAGGCGGAGCGCAAGGGGUUGCUCCAGGCAGCUCAGUUGGCGGGAAUCAAUGUCCUGUCGUUGGUGCACGAACACUCCGGCGCAGCAUUGCAGUAUGGAAUCGAUAAGGAUUUCUCCAAUGGCUCGAGGAAUGUUAUAUUCUAUGAUAUGGGGUCUAGCAGUACUUAUGCAGCAUUGGUGUAUUUCUCAGCUUACAAUACUAAGGAAUUUGGGAAGACGGUUUCGGUCAACCAGUUUCAGGUUAAGGAUGUUAGAUGGAACCCUGAACUUGGAGGUCAAAAUAUGGAAUUAAGGCUGGUGGAGUACUUCGCAGAUGAAUUCAACAAACAAGUUGGAAAUGGGGUUGAUGUGCGAAAAUACCCCAAGGCAAUGGCUAAAUUGAAAAAGCAGGUCAAACGCACAAAGGAAAUAUUGAGUGCAAACACAGCGGCUCCAAUAUCAGUUGAAUCCUUGUAUGAUGAUCGGGACUUCAGGAGUACUAUUACUCGUGAGAAGUUUGAAGAGCUCUGUGCAGAUUUGUGGGAGAAAGCUCUUGUACCAGUGAGAGAAGUCCUUGAGAACUCUGGUGUGAAGGCAGAUGAAAUUUAUGCGGUGGAGUUGAUAGGAGGUGCCACUAGAGUGCCGAAGUUGCAGGCUACACUGCAAGAAUUUCUUGGAAGGAAAGAGCUAGAUAAACAUCUGGAUGCUGAUGAAGCUGUAGUUCUUGGUGCAGCAUUAUAUGCCGCCAAUUUAAGUGAUGGAAUCAAGUUGAAUAGGAAGCUAGGGAUGAUUGAUGGUUCUCCUUAUGGGUAUGUUGUUGAAUUAGAAGGUCCUGAUCUUGUUAAAGACAACAACACAAGGCAGUUACUUGUGCCCCGGAUGAAAAAGCUUCCCAGUAAGAUGUAUAGAUCGAUUGCUCACAACAAAGAUUUUGAGGUUUCACUUGCUUACGAGAGUAAAGAUCUUUUACCUCCUGGUGCUAUCUCUCCUGUGUUUGCUCAAUAUGCAGUGUCUGGACUUGCAGAUGCAUUUGAGAAAUAUUCAGGUAGAAACCUGUCUUCACCAAUAAAAGCAAAUCUGCAUUUCUCUCUUAGUAGAAGUGGGGUACUCUCGUUGGAUCGGGCUGAAGCUGUUGUUGAAAUAUCGGAGUGGGUUGAAGUUCCUAAAAAGAAGCCGACCUUGGAAAACUCCACUAAUGCUUCCCAGAAUGCAUCAGUUGAAUCUGGUUCUAACGACACUGCUGAAGAAAGCAUGGAGAACACACCGCUUGAUGAUGGUGGAAAUAACAAAACUACCUCUAGUGAAGUAGAACAAGGGUCUGCAGAUUUGGGUAUGGAAAAAAAAUUGAAAAAGCGUACGUACAGGGUUCCACUGAAGAUAAGUGACAAGACAUUGGGACCUGGGAUAUCUCUGCCUGAAGAAUCUUUUCUUGAAGCAAAGAACAAACUAGAAUUACUUGACAAGAAGGAUGCAGAGAGAAGAAGAACUGCCGAGUUGAAGAACAAUUUGGAAGGGUACAUAUAUGCCACAAAAGAAAAAAUUGAGACAUCUGAGGAACUUGAAAAGGUCUCUACUGAUGAUGAACGCCAAUCUUUCAUUGCAAAGCUUGAUGAGGUGCAAGAUUGGCUUUACAUGGAUGGUGAAGAUGGUACUGCAACAGAGUUUCAGGAACGUCUGAAUUCACUAAAAGCAAUUGGUGAUCCAAUUUUUUUCAGAUUGAAAGAAGUAACAGAACGGCCGGCGGCUGUUGGGCAUGCUCGAAGUUACCUGGAUCAAUUGCAAAAGAUUGUACAGGAUUGGGAAACCAAAAAAUCCUGGCUUCCUAGAGAGAGAAUCGAUGAGGUUCUAAAAGAGGCGAACAGUUUAAAGAUUUGGUUGGAUGAGAAGGAGACUGAACAGAAGACUGCUGGGUUUUUAAAACCUGCAUUUACAUCUGAAGAAGUAUAUACGAAGGUUUUUAAAUUGCAAGAUAAGGUUGCAACUGUAAAUAGAAUUCCGAAGCCAAAGCCUAAAAUAGAGAAGCCUACGGAGAAUAAACUUGAGAGCACAGAUUCAUCCGAUGCAGCUUCUGAGGAAGCACCCUCUGCAGACGACCAGCCAACACAGGCUACAGAUGGCACUGCCGAAGAAGAAGCUGAACAGGAAAGCGUGGGUGAGCCAGAAUCGAAGCUUCAUGACGAGUUGUGAUGACUCAGCAUGGAAGCCAUUUUUGUCAUUGCACGACACAGAAGAGUGUUAGAGGACAAGGGAGGAUAGGAAGAUUCGAAGGAAGAAUUACUUAAAGUAAAACUUACUAUUAAGACUAAAAGAAGGGCCUGCUUAUUCUUGAUGAUGAAUUGAGAUGCACGUAUAGCAUCAGGAACUCAGCUUCCCGUCUGGUUCGCAUUAGUGGUAGAAACUUUAUUCCCUGAAGGGAAUCGCCAAUCAAUUUCGUUUUUCUGCAAUUUUGUAGUAACUAAUUAUAGAUGCUUACAGGAUAGUCCAGGGGAGAAUUUAGUCCGAGUCUGAUACGGAUCUUGUACCAUUGAGUAUAGUUAUAGCCUCGCGAUACUGUCAGUUUCUAUAUAUGCACGAGAUUUACCUCUAGUU
Molecule: messenger RNA, 3229 nt
Organism: Syzygium oleosum
Lineage: Eukaryota; Viridiplantae; Streptophyta; Magnoliopsida; Myrtales; Myrtaceae
Product: heat shock 70 kDa protein 17
Exons: 15
Coding region: 101-2827 (908 amino acids)
Biological process (GO): cellular response to hypoxia; endoplasmic reticulum unfolded protein response; negative regulation of hypoxia-induced intrinsic apoptotic signaling pathway
Cellular component (GO): endoplasmic reticulum chaperone complex
Molecular function (GO): ATP binding; ATP-dependent protein folding chaperone
Source: RefSeq, a predicted model, not a curated record